Megalops cyprinoides (Indo-Pacific tarpon) is the source of this 2174-nucleotide messenger RNA. RefSeq lists its product as uncharacterized. Lineage: Eukaryota; Metazoa; Chordata; Actinopteri; Elopiformes; Megalopidae. Bases 66 to 2174 code for a protein of 702 amino acids. The record is from RefSeq and is a predicted model, not a curated record. The transcript is spliced from 4 exons.
UAUCUGUGUUCGUGCGUGUCAUUGUUUUUUCGGAAAGAGUAAGGUGGGUUUUUUUGGUUGUUGCCAUGGCGAAGAAGAGCGGGUCCACCAAAAAGAGUCUGAAGAACCUGUUUUCCAAAAGCGAGGCGAACCUCAAGGAGUCCGUUGACGGUGAAAGCGGCAAGGCGAAAAGUUUUAAACUCUUCAAGUGGAAGAAAAAGAAGAAGGUGGAGACGGAGACGGAGCCUGGCGCCGGUAACCCAGACGAAGAGAACACUGUCAGGCAGAAUGAACUGGAUGGGUCUGAAACGGCUCAGAAGAAAGAUGGCACGGAUUGGCCGGAUGUUGGAGAUGACAAGAAGGUGACCAUAUAUUGCACUGCCCCCAGGUCAAAGAAAGAGCCCCUGAGCUACUCAGAGAAUGACCUCCGCAAGCCCCGCAGGUUUGGCACCUUUUCCUUCGGCUGGAAGAAGAAGAAGAAGAAGCAGCAGCACGCGGCGGACCUCUCCCAGAGCGUUGUGGAGCUGGAAAUGCCCAAGGAGGAUCUAGAGGAUGAAGAGGAGGAGGAAGAGCCCAUGACCACAUGUGUCAUCUCCAGCGCAGAAGAUUUAUCCAGCAAGCGGGUCAGAUUCGAGUUGUCCAAAUCUGCACCUCUGGGGUCACUGGACACCGUCUCCCCUCCCCCCGGCCCUUCUGACCAAUUCCAGCCCCAGGAAAUGCAGACAGACAGCCUUGUUCGGCAGGAGGGAGGCAAGGCCCCAGAUGUUGUCCCCAUUGCUCCAGGCUCCCCAGCACAGAGUACUGAGGUACUACUGUUGCAAGUAAAUAGAGAGGAGAGCCAGGAAGAUAUGCAGUUCCAGGUGUGGAGUUCCCCCCAUGCAGAUGAGCACAGCCUGUCAAAUGGCGACGUGCAGCCCUCUGCUGUCUGCGCUGCCCUCUCCCGGGCUCUGUCCAUGUCCAAGUUUGGACUCCCCAAAAAGCAGGAAGAUGAGCACUUUGUCACCAUCCCCAAAGUAGCUGGCCUCUCAGACCCUGAGAAGACUGAGCUCUCCAACUCUGUUACCCCUAACACUCACACCGCCCUCAUCAACAGUAAUGUGCAUGACACUGACCUCUCCCUCCCCAAAACUGACAUCUCUGACAAUGUUGUCCAAAGUUCUGGCCCCUCAGACCCCAGUGUUACCAGUGCUGACACUUGCCUCCCCAACACGGAUAUCACUAACUCUAUCACACCUGAUACUGACUCCUCCUUCCCCAAAACCAACAUGUCUGACCAUGUUGCCUCUAACAUUGAUUCCUCAGGUCCUGUCAUGACUAACACUGACCUCUCCCCUCCCAGCACUGAAACCCCCUUCCCAGAAACCGAGCUUUCUGACACUGUCAUCACCACUGAUAAUGUCUCCCCUACUUCCAUAACUGAGCUCUCUGACACAGUCAGCCCCAGCACUGAUACCUACCCCAUCAAAACUGACAUCUCUGACAUCUCCCCCAACACUGUCACCCCCAGCACUGACAGCACCCUCAUCAACACUGACUCCUCCCUCCCCAAACCUGAGCAGUCUGACAUACCCAACACUGACCAGUCCCUUCUUGAUACAGAGCUAUCUGAUACAGUCAUUCCUAACACUGACCUCCCCCUCUCAAACGCUGACAUUUCUGACGCUGCCAUUCCCAACACUGAUUCCACUUCCCUUAUAACUGACACCACAGAUAUUGUCUCUCCAAAUAUUGACUCAUCAGACCCUGUCAUUACCAACACAGGCCCCUCCCUCCCCAGCAGUGAGCUGUCUGACACUGUCAUUGCUACUGAUGAUGUCUCCCCUCCCUCAGAAUGUGAACUCUCUGACACUGUCACCCCCAGCACUGACAGCACCCUCAUCAACACUGACUCCUCCUUCCCUAAAACUGAGCUCUCUGAUGCUGCCAGUACCACUGAUAUUUUACCUACCUUCGAAGGUGAAAUCUCAGACACUGGUGCCCCCAGUGCUGAAACUCUGAUCAACAAUGAUAUGUCCGACUCUGUUAUUCCCAACACUGACCAGUCCCUACCUGAUGCUGAGCUGUCUGAUACAGUCAUUGCUGCUGAUAAUGUCUCCCCUCCCACAGAAAGUGACCUCUCUGACACUGUCACCCCCAAAACUGAGACCACACUCAUUGACACUGACACCUGCCUGUCCAAAAUUGAGCUAAAGUGA